AUGCAGUCUGUCGCCACUCGGCUUGCCAUAGAGUCCGUGGACCUUCACUUGCAAGCCCGGCUCUCGGGAAGCCAACAGGAGCAGAUCUGGUCCAAUGCAGCAGACACGGUCAAGGGAAUUGGCGGGGUGGCCGAGAGUAGUUUCGCUUUGUUGUCCCAGCUGGUGGAGGAUGCUAUGGUGGAGCCCACUCCGCCGAGAGACACGCUGCCCAGGGAGAAGCCCCUGGAGCAUGCGGGCUACCAGCAAGCGCCAGACUUCAACAGUCUGAUCCUACCCGCGGCAAAGCUCCCCAACACCCUCUCCGAAGGAGACAAGGUGCACGUCUGGAGCAAGUCGAAGGGAACUUGGAUAGAGGAUGGGUUUGUACAGGAGGUGUCGAAGUAUGAUGUGCAAAUUCUUGGUGACGUUGUCAUGAAGGGCUCCGUUUAUGUUGUGUUCGACGCUGGCAGCAAGUCCAAAUGGGUGCGACCUAGGGACAUUGGCCAUCUUCUUCGAACACCUGGUGCAGUCGUGCAGGCAGACUGUGCUAGCCCUUCGAAAUCCGCGCCCGAGGAAGGCUCUCCAAGCGCUGGCGCACAUGCCGCGACUCCGGACAGCAGGAUGGCUGAGUUGCACGCCUUGCGUGCCCAGCGUGGGCAAUUCAAGGAUGAGCAAUUCCCCCCAACACCUUCGGGCCGGAUUCAGAAGUGGUGCAGGCCGCACGAAAUCGGCGUUCACGACGGAAGGGUUCUUUGGCGCCGGGAGGAUUGGCAGCUUUUCCGCGGCGAGCCGCGUGCAGACGAUGUGCAGCAGGGCGAGCUUGGCGACUGCUGGUUCUUGUCCUCGCUGGCAGCCAUGGCCGAGUUUCAGAAUGGAAAGCUCGUCCAAAGGCUGCUGCCUGACCAGCAGAACUUCAGCCCGGCCGGAGUGUACUUGGUGCGCCUGUGGCUUUCCGGCCGCUGGCGUGACAUCAUUGUCGAUGACCAACUUCCCUGCGUCGGAAACGGGGUUGGGACGUACAGGCAAUUAGCAUACUGCUCUACUCGGCGUUGCCAGCUUUGGGCCAGCAUUAUCGAAAAGGCAUUUGCCAAAGCCUGCGGCUCGUACGAGGCCUUGGUGGGUGGCGAGGCGGAAGAGGCAUUAUCGGUUCUCACAGGCUGGCCCUGUGAGACGAUCCAGUUCGACCGCGAGGAUUUCGACUCCAGCAUCCUUUGGGCAACCAUGUGCACAUCAAGAGAUGCGCGCUUUCUGAUGACGGUGUCGACCAGUUCUGGCAAGUCGCGCAGUGAUGAGGAUAUCCGAGCUGUGGGCCUUGUGCCAAAUCAUGCCUACUCUCUGAUUGACGUUCUUGAUGUUCUGGACGCCGGCGGCGACCGGGUGCGCUUGUUGAAGAUCAGGAACCCGCAUGCACAGGACAAGUGGCGUGGAAAUUGGUCCGAGUCCAGUCGCUUGUGGACACCAGAGCUUCGUCAGCGUGUGGGCGCUGCAAAGGCCAUGGAGGCAGGCAUGUUCUUCAUGGGCUACGGAGACUUCUUGAAAUGGUUUGAGCGGUGCACUAUCUGCAAGGUUCAGGGCGAUGGCUGGCACAAGGUUCGUAUGCCCACGCCGUUGCCUGGAAAUUCAGCAGCCCCAAACCAGGGAUGGAUGCUGAGUGUCUCAGAGAUGACGGAGUGUUGCCUGGCCAUCGCGCAGCCUCAGGAUCGGGCUCGCUCUGGUCCAUUGUUUCAGGACCUGAAGCUAGGCCCAAUCCAGCAUGCGGGCUUUGUUUUGGUCUCUGUGGAAGAGGGCGCGCAACAACAGAAGCCACUGUCGGUUGCAGUGGGGCAUCCACGUUCCCGACCUGUGGUCUCUGCUGAUUGCUGGCUGAAGCCAGGCUUCCUGUACUACUUGCUUCCCCUCAGCUUGAUGGAAGGGCCAGAGGUUCCAGCUGUGCUUUCAUGUUUCAGCAGGAAAGCUGUGCAAAUCCGAGAGCACUCAUUCUCCAACAUGGGUGUCGUGACAUCAUGGGCAACAUUUGUGAGGUUCAGCGCCCACAGACCUGACAACUUCCAUGGCGCCAUGCACCUGCCCCAAAUCCCCAGCUGGUUUACACCACCAAAAGCAACGGCGGCAUGGUGGUUAGCAUGGCGGAGAACCACGGCAAGGGCCACUUCCAGGUGGAUCUGGACUUCCAGCAGCAGGGCUGUGAGCUUGCGUUCUCCAGGGGCAGUAGCUGCACAAAAGAUUGGAUUGGUCCAGGGCAAGCUCAGAUCCUACAGGUAG
Molecule: messenger RNA, 2241 nt
Organism: Effrenium voratum
Lineage: Eukaryota; Dinophyceae; Suessiales; Symbiodiniaceae
Source: the annotation of a GenBank genome assembly